This is a messenger RNA of Otolemur garnettii (small-eared galago), 1566 nucleotides long. It is a transcript of the gene MATCAP2, whose product is annotated as KIAA0895 ortholog. Bases 1 to 1566 code for a protein of 521 amino acids. The record is from RefSeq and is a predicted model, not a curated record. The transcript is spliced from 7 exons. NCBI's taxonomy places the organism in Eukaryota, Metazoa, Chordata, Mammalia, Primates, Galagidae.
AUGCUGGAGUCCAUUCGCGUGACGGAAAAGCUUCACUGGCCUGAGCAAGAACUUGCUAAGAAGUCUGUUCUAAAUGUAGAAGAUUCAUUUAUCAUUGACAGCAAAAGAAACAUUCCAUAUUUAGCCGCUGGAAUUCUAAAGGACAUUUUCACAACUGGAACCAGUAGUUACAAUGUUCUACUACAGAGCAAGGAGGAGAAGAAGCAUCAUGCACAAAAAGAGUCUUCCUCCACCUCCUCCAAAAAACAUAGAAAACCCAACAAGACUUCUGUCUCUUCUCAUAGCAAAGAUCCCCACAGGACGAAAGCCUCAGCACCUGUGACAAGCAAUGGUUCUUGGUACUGCCUGGAGAGGCAGCCUGCUGUUUUUGUCACUAGUUCAGUGUCAGAUCCUGUAAAGUUUACACAUGAUAUCUCUGUUACAGGGAACAGCAUAGUACUGCCGCCUAAACCCAAAAGCAAGGUCAAGCGGCGUAAUUUCUCAGCUCUUCCAAAGCCACAGCCACAGCCACAGCCUCAGCUGUGUAGAAGCUUUGAAAAAGGAGAUGACUUUUCUGGAAAGAGAUUUUGUAUAUUGACUGCUAUAAAGCCCACCAACUUAGAGAAAGAAAAACUGAGAUUCUUCAAAUCUGACUAUACCUACAACCCCCAAUUUGAAUAUGCUAAUUCUGCUCUGUCAAGUGUAUUAGCCAAGCACAGCAACGCAUCUGACCGAUUUCUAAAGCAGUCCAUCAAUAUUAUGGAACUGACUUUACAGAAAUAUGGAAGUUAUGAAAAAUUUGAACAAGCCACUGGCGGUAGCUUGCUAUCUAAACCUCGAAUCUGGAGUCAUGUUAGGAAGUACAUGGUGAAAGAAGGCUGCCUGGGGGAGAUUGUAGUUCACCUCACUGAGGAUCUGCUGUCCCGGGCUUCAAUGACAGUAGUAAAUGGAUGUCCAACUCUGACCAUCAAUGUCUCCACUGCACGCGAGCAUUGGCUGGAGGGAAUGCUGAGGCAUGAGAUAGGCACACAUUAUUUUCGAGGAAUGAACAACCUUCAGCAGCCAUGGAACAAUUGGACUGGCCGUAAAAAACAUGAGCUAAAGCCCAAUAAUCCCACAGAGGAAGGACUAGCAAGUAUUCACAGUGUCCUCUUUAGGAAAGACCCUUUUUUAUGGAGGGCUGCCCUCCUCUACUACACUGUUUAUCGAGCCAGCCAGAUGUCUUUUUGUGAACUCUUCAAAGAUAUUGGCAAGUUUGUCAAGGACCCCAAUACAAGAUGGGACUAUUGUGUACGGGCCAAAAGGGGAUGGACUGAUACUUCCCGACCAGGGUGUUUUAGUAAAGACCAAGUAUAUUUGGAUGGAAUACUUCAAAUCCUCCGAUACAGAGAUACCAUAGACUUUCAUCUACUCACUGCCCUAGGGAAGGUUUCCUAUGAAGAUGUGGAUCGCUUAAAAGGACUGGCUGUUACAGAAAACUUGAGGGUCCCUCACUUCCUGCAGGACCACAGCCGAUACAUGGAGCACUUGGAAAAGAUCAUGGAAGUGAAUGAGCUGACCGACAGGGAGCUGAAAGACCUCAUAUAG